UAUAGAAAAUCUUGUCAAAUCUGGGUUUUAGAUCCUCCAUUUACUGGAUUUUUUAUUUUAUUUUGUACAAACUCGUCCUUCCAAACUCUAGUUCUUGGAAAGCGUAGAAUAGUUUUAGGCAUAAUUGAAACUGGGUCGUGCUUUGUUUCACUUCAAUGGAGGGUAACCACCGAAAAGGCUAUGCUUGGGCGAUUUUAGCCGGAUUUAACGCAGCCCUAGCUGCCAUUGUUACAAAGCUAUUCUUUUCUCAGCUUAUCAAAUAUGGCCUGGUCAUAUUCUUCAAUGUGAUAAUGUGGGGAUGCUACAUCAAUAGCUUGAAAGCACUGUCAUCUCUGCAAGCUACAGUCACAAACUUUGCCACUAACUUUCUCUCUUCAGGUCUGGCAGGGUUCCUACUUUUUGAGGAAUCAUUAUCUCCACAGUGGUUUGCAGGUGCUGCCCUUAUUGUUCUUGGUGUUUUCAUACUUAGCAAAUCAAGCAUAGAGAGAAAGGCUCACUCAGAUUAGUGGUUUGUUUAAUUCAGCUGCCUGAGUUCUGCCUCUCAAAGUUUUAUACCCCAGGACCCUGUUUGCAACAGUCACAGUGUCAAAAGAUCUCUAGCACCUGAAAAUGUAAGUAAGAGGGCUUGAGGUGGAACAUGGUGUUUAUGGUUUUAGUUGGGUCUUUACCACAUCAUGGUGGCAUGGUGAUUGUGGAUAUCACAGGUUGUAGUUGGCUGAAGCAUAAUUUUCCUUGUAUUUGAUCUGUAAACCUAUACCAUGUUUCUGAGGACCAUGAAUAAUCAUGCAGCAACAGUGGACAUAACCAAGGGAAGACUGAAGAAUUAUGUAUUCAUUCUCCAGUUUAGAGUUUGCCCUACUAGUGAUACAUGUUCUAAUACUGGGAGUGUUGAGGAUACAGAAACGGCAGUUGAAGGUAGAGGCAGCCCAUCUUUAGAACAACAAUAUCAUCAAAUCUAUUGGAUGGUGCUAUUGUGUAGUUUUAUUAUUGUUAACAUAUAAAUGAGAGUUAAUUUUUCUGAUAA
Molecule: messenger RNA, 1024 nt
Organism: Macadamia integrifolia
Lineage: Eukaryota; Viridiplantae; Streptophyta; Magnoliopsida; Proteales; Proteaceae
Exons: 3
Coding region: 156-506 (116 amino acids)
Cellular component (GO): membrane
Source: RefSeq, a predicted model, not a curated record